Pseudopodoces humilis (Tibetan ground-tit) is the source of this 543-nucleotide messenger RNA. The record is from RefSeq and is a predicted model, not a curated record. NCBI's taxonomy places the organism in Eukaryota, Metazoa, Chordata, Aves, Passeriformes, Paridae.
AUGGACCUGGCACACGCUCAGCAAGUGCUGCAGCAAAGAAAAAUAACACAAAGUGUUUAUUUGAUGAUCUUACUUUUGUAUCUCAGAUUAAUGUUUCCUCUUGCAACUGGAAUUUUUAUGGAGAAGCUUACCAGCAAGUAGCUGUGUACUGAUGAUGUACUGUACACCAAUUCCCUUGCCAGAGCAGAAGAGAAUUAUAAUGCUUCAGACUGCAGAUUCAUUAAUAUUAAGAAGGGCCAAUUGAUUUAUGUUUACUCAAAACUAAUGAAUGAAAAAGACUCUGGAGAGUUCUGGCCUGCAAGUAUAAGAGUUUAUGGAGAACAUUAUGAAGGCCAUAUGGGGACAGCUGGUUAUUUCCCUAGCAGUUUAGUGUCAGAACAACAUGUCUAUCAAGAAGCAAAUAAGACUGUUCCUACAAGGCAUAUCACAGAUGCUCAGGAAUCCAAUCUUUGGGCCUUUAUACAGGCAAAUAACCUCAAUAAAAUCCCUAACAUUGAUACAACUGAUACAGCAGACAUUGUAAAUGUUGCAAUAAAGACUUGA